Molecule: messenger RNA, 969 nt
Organism: Lactuca saligna
Lineage: Eukaryota; Viridiplantae; Streptophyta; Magnoliopsida; Asterales; Asteraceae
Source: the annotation of a GenBank genome assembly
AUGUGCUUGAAUCCUCAGACUCUAAUGAGGAUAAUGCAUGAUAAUUAUGAUGCUAGUAAUGAAGAAGAUAGUGAUUAUGAGGACGAUGAUAAUGAUGAUAUUAUUGUUGUAGAAGAUAAUGAUGAUGAGAAUGAUGAUGAUUCAGAAGCUGGUAAUAAAGAAGGGGCUGAUAAGGAAGAAGAUGCUGAUAAAGAUGAAGAAGAAUCAAUAGCUGACAUGGGAGAAGACUUCAUUCAGAAUAUGAACUCUCCUCCAAGGUUGAACAAACACUUUCAUUUUUCAACUGCUUCUUCAUCCUCUUCCUCUAUUGCUGACACUAUACCUCAUGGAUCAACCCCUCCUGUUGGAGAUACUACCGAUCCAAUGAUCCAAGUUGAACUUUCUCCAAAAACAUCUCCUUCUCCUCAAGUUGUUACUAUUCCUCAAGUUGAGAUAAUUCACCCUACGGAAACACCCAUUAUAAUUGUUUCUCUUUAUCACGGUGAUCAGGAAGCAUCCAGCUCCAAAUUUCAAAAUGGUAUGCUUUCCCAACUCUCUUUAAUUUUGCAUAUUACUCAUUCAAUGGAUAGAAGGUUAACAAAAGUUGAAAAGUAUGUGGCUAUAAUUAAGCAAUGUACAACUUUAGGUAAUGAUGAUUAUAUGGUUUUUGAUGACACCUUGCCAUGCUCUACAAGUGAUCAACCUCCGCCACCUCCACCUCCAUCAAUAAAUCUUCCUCCACCAUCAUAUUCCCCUCCGAUCACUCCUCCUAACUCUCCUCCCCAAUAUGAUGAUGCCAAAAAGCAGGAGAAUAAUCAAGAGAGUCCUCAGCCAAUGCAAAUGCAGAUGAUGAUUGCAUCUCAGCCUAAUAUGACUAGAAGUGUUGAAGCUGAAGUUGAUCCUCAAAAGCAGAUUGUUGUUAAUAAUAUUUCAAAUGCUGAUGUUGAUGUAAUAGUAGAUAAUCAGCCCAUCCCUAACUUUGGUGAUUAA